AUGGAGGGUGGUAAGGACAAGCAUCGUUAUCCCCCAGAGCAUUGCAGUCCAUACGGCAUUUUCAAUAGUAUAACAAAAUGCUACCUCUGCAAUGAAAGCGAUGUUGAGUCCUUCAUUUUUAACGAAGAGGGGAUACUCCUGAAUAGCGGAGAAGGGCAUAACCAUGCAGCCGCAAACGAAUGCGCAGGUGUACCAAAAGGUGAACACAUUUGUGACGAUUUUUUAUGCAAAGGGAACUUUGAAGAGAGUGUAAAUAUCAAUCAUGCAGAUCGAAGAAGUGCUUCUACAUUAGCAAAGAGGGGGAAAGGAACGCGCAAAGAUGAUACUAAUCUGCUUGACGUUAAAAAUGGAAUAAGUGGAUAUGCCUACCUGGGAGAAAGAACAUCACAUGUGUUGCAAACGAAUGGCCCCUUUUGUCGGAGCGUAGUUUAUACGUCAAAGGAGAGGCCAACGAAUAGGACAUACAUUCCAAGGGUAAACUCUGAUGAGAAAAUAAAACCACACGACCAUUACGUUUAUGUUGAGGAAUGUCACCUACAGAGGGAAACGAGAGAGAGCAUUACAAAAGGAGAACCACGUAGCACGCGAAGUACUUUUAAUACUUCUCUGAGUGAAGAUAAACCGUUUAACUACCCACGUAAGAAGGACCAUCUCGAAAGGGUAGACAAUACGAGCAGCAUAUAUCACCCCGACGAUGAGCACACCUAUGUCUAUGAUAACCUAACAGCGCAUAACGGCGCAAAAGAUGAGUUAACACUGAAAAAAAUAAAAACAACGAUCCACCUUGGUGAUAAGUUAAAGGAUGUUUCUAAAUCUGAAUAUUUGGCGAAGUAUUUAGGCCCCUUUCCCAGCGCUGAAAUUGAAGAACACAAUGCAGCGUCACCAUCCGUGGAGGAUAAGCAACUGACUAGGCAUAAAGAGUCAAACAGUAAUAACCACGAAAUGUGGGGCACCUGUACAGAUGGAAUAGCAACGCCGAAAGGAUGCAAGGAGGAAAGUUGUUCUAUGAUUCAUAUUACCACAGAAGGGACAAAUGUAGUACCACACCUCGUUGACAACUUUAGUCAAACUGUUGGAAAGAAAAAAAAAAUUGCAAAAAUGAAGAGGAGGCUAAAAAUUGGUCUAAAAGGAAGAAGAAGGAAAAAAACUAAGAAUGCCCUUUUGAAGAAAAAGCCAUGCAAUGGGAACAAACUUCGUGUUAGUAGAACAAAAAAAAUGAAAGUUACCUACUCGAGAAAGAGAAUCCCAAUGGGUAAAGAAAAAAAGGGCUAUGCACAUAGGGGGAAUAAUAAAAGGAAUAAGUUGAGCUCGAAAAAUGCGAAGGAGUGUGCUCCAUGCAAACUUCCACUUGGGAAGGGAGACAAAAAGGCUCCAUCAGAUAUGAGAAAUGGGGGGAAUGAGCACUUGGCUCAACGCAUUUAUUCCAAGCUGCAGGGAAGGCAUCCGAAAAAUAAGCGAAGGGAGAGUAAGCCCCUGGCUCUGAGCCAGACAAAGGUGGCUAACAGAAAAUCACACACAAAUAGGGAAAAAAUAAAAAAGGGUAAAGAAGUGAAAAGAGACAAAAAGGUCCAAGAAGUAGCGAAAAAUAGUAUACAGAUGGACGAAUCUAAAAAUUUGACAAUCCAAAAUCGUAUGCAAAGGGAUGAUGUUGAAGAGGCGUCCAUCCUAAAUGGCGAAGUGAAUUCAGAUGAGGUAAACAUCGUACCGGGAAGAGAUUCAGACAGUUUUCCUGCCCCUAAAAUGGCCACCAAAAGUGUUGGGAGUGGCUCCUGCCACUUUUGCCUGAGUGAUGAUGUGAGUAACUCCUCCUACAGAUCGCUCCUUGAGGACACCCACAGUGUGGAGCGUUUAAAGAUCACGGAAUGUUCUGACCGCACAGAUGGGGUGCCCCGCAGCGGUGAGACGGAAGAAGAAGAAGCAGCAGAAGUGACGUCCAUAUGUGGAGGCGAAUACACCACCGCCGACGAAAAUGAAGAGAGAUUGACAUUCGCAGUUCUGAGGAAGGUUGCCAACUUUUUGGGCGGCGGAAGUGGAGACGAACAAUCAGGUGAAACGGUAGAAGAUGCAACAAAAAGUUUUAACGUAGACAGGGAUGGACAGAGGGUAGACCAAUUGGUAAGCAAUCCCCAAAUUGAUGAACCUCAGGAGGGUGGUCUUUUUUGCGAAAUGGUGACAAGCACAAGAGGGGUAAGAGGCAGGGGAGUGGUAAGAAGUACAAGCGAUGAUUCCUUUUUCGAAAAAGCGAUUCUCAACAGAGACGCGGAGAGCUCAAUUCUAAUCGACACGUGCGCGUAUAGGCAAUCUUGCCAGACGGACAAAAACCUGUUCCUGCUUCACUCGAACAUGUUGAAGCAGCGCUCCUUCUUCCAUCAACAUGGGACACUCAAGAAGGAAGUGAGGUACAUUCUAAACUGCUUAACAUUUUAUUGUAACAAAUUGAAGAAUGUACUCAACUAUGCCAUAGGGAGGAGAAGUCCAAAUGGGGGUGCCUUACAGGCUAAGCUUUUUACCCUCUGCUUGAUCAAUUUAGCGGAGAAGGCAAAGGGGAGUGCAAACCCUUCUGCAUGUCUUAAAACUGUUUCAACGUUAAUGAACGAAUUGGUGGAGCGGGUUCGCUACGGUGUGUUGAGUCUCUCCAAAAAUGGGGAAGUUACCAAAUUUGAGCAGGUGAUUAUGAAAACAUACCUCAUAGAGUUGAUCAAAAUGGGCAGGUUGUUGUUAACAUCACUGGGGGGGGUGAAAAAUAGAUCUCCUUUACCCUCCCGAGGGGAAAAAUCACCACACAAAUUGGAAGCAUCAGCUGGGGGGGAAGUACCCAAAAUGAGCAAAUUGAAGGCCUCGCGUGGGAAGCAACUCGUUCGUAAUGCGGAAGACAGCAGGGUGUUCGAACCACCCGGUAAUGGUAAUGGUAAUGGUAACGGUGAUGGUGAUGGUGACGAAAACGCCACCGACCGCGUGAAGGGAAAAGGGUCAGGUGUUAUGGCGGUGGCCAAUUCUAUCGUUGGGGAUAUAAACCAGAUGAGCAAACUGACCAACGAGGCUGCGGCUUCCCAGAGGGACCACCCUAGCCACUGUGACGUUUACAAGCUGAUGAAGGGGCUGAAAAAAAAAUUGCUCCUCCUAGAACAGAACAGCCAAAGCAACUUUUGCAGCGUAAGGCUAAUGCUGAAAUAUCUGGACAAGCUGAGCUACGUUUAUAGAGUCAACUCCGCGCUGAGGGUUGACCCCGAAGGGGGGAAGUCCCAGGGUGGGAACACGGCCAACCAAGUGGCUAACCAACUGGACGACCAAAUUAGCCACGCCGUACGAACUAUGGAGGGGAAAAUAUCCGCCUGGACGAGGGGGAGCGAAGUCAUUUGCGAUAUACCGACUUUAUAUUCCAUAAAAAGUGUGCAGAAAAAAAUGGAGAAAAACGUCUUUGCCUUUUUUGAGCACUUAUCAGGGAAGGCUUCCCAUGGGAGGAGGCCCACUGGCGUUUCUCCCAGAGUGGCUACACAAAACGGGAGUGUGCAGCUAGAAGGGGGGAAAAUGGCACACGUUGAAAUGAACGGUGUGAAAAACAAAUGUCAUGGUAAGCAAAAGAGAGGUAUACACAACGUUGGAGAGAAAAAAACGUUCGCGGAUAACCCCGUGCGUAGCUUUCACGACGAAACGGAGCACCUAGAACGGCUGAAUGAAUGCCUAACGGAGGUUAUACUGAUCAAGGAGGAGCUAAUGACAAACCCGAAUGGUCACUACGCCAUGUUGAAGGAGUACAAAGAAGAGUUGUCCCUAUUGAAUGACCUUCGAAAUGGAGAAAAUGAUCUAGUGAAUGAUUUUUUAGACCACAUGCCCAGCUCGAAUUUCACUCAAAUGUUAGGGGCGUAUGUUAGGGGAGGGAAUUCACGUGGGGGGCACUCGGGGUGGGGUCUAGCCCCCCUUCGGGCUACCCAACAGGUACCUGCCUUUUUCGAGGAACGGAAUGAAAAAAAGGGAAGCGGCCUUCCACUAGAAGAAAAUUCAUACGUAGACAUCCCUCCACAGCUGAGUAAUGAAGAAUGUCUUGACCACCAAAAUGGGUGCUCUGGUUGUCCUCCACACGAUGGGAAAAUGUUGGAGGACGCCCUUCCUCUAAGCGAGCCUUUCGAGCUACACCAUGAAGGAGAACCGUCCAGGGGGAAUUCCCUCCAAUUGAACUUCCCCCAUGGGAGUACCAACAGUGUGAAAUAUUUUAAAAUAUACUAA
Plasmodium vivax (malaria parasite P. vivax) is the source of this 4224-nucleotide messenger RNA. RefSeq lists its product as hypothetical. NCBI's taxonomy places the organism in Eukaryota, Apicomplexa, Aconoidasida, Haemosporida, Plasmodiidae. The transcript has a single exon. The record is from RefSeq and is a predicted model, not a curated record. The coding region runs from base 1 to 4224 and encodes 1407 amino acids.